AUGUCCGAUUCUCAGUAUUACAAACAAGCCUCUGAAAUAUACCAAGAUUUAAGGGAAGAUGCCGAGCAGGAUGCAGACAAUAUAGAAGUAUGGGAUAAAAGAAUUGAUAACACUGGAUGUUAUGUUGAAAACAUGGCAUUGCAAUUAUGCCAUGCUGAAACUAAUGACUGGAGACAAUGUUUAAAUGAAAUGAAGUUAUUCAAAGAUUGUUGGGAAAGUCAUGGUAACAGAGAACGUAUUGGUACGGUUGAUAAAAACCAAACUGAUAUAAAAAACUGA
Saccharomycodes ludwigii is the source of this 279-nucleotide messenger RNA. It is a transcript of the gene COA4, whose product is annotated as Coa4p. Gene Ontology annotation, biological process: mitochondrial respiratory chain complex IV assembly. The record is from RefSeq and is a predicted model, not a curated record. Bases 1 to 279 code for a protein of 92 amino acids. The transcript has a single exon. Gene Ontology annotation, cellular component: mitochondrial intermembrane space. Lineage: Eukaryota; Fungi; Ascomycota; Saccharomycetes; Saccharomycodales; Saccharomycodaceae.